AUGUAUAUUAUGUUUGUGGAUGAGCAAACUUUGGCUAAACUCUCAGCAGAAGGAAAUGGUCCAGAUGACAAAGGGAAUAUUGUUUUAUGGAAAAUUGUUGUAGUGAGGAACUUACCAUAUGAGGAUGUGCGGAGAACUGGAAAGGUGCCAAAUUUUUUAUCACAUCGCCUCUUUCCUUCAGCUAGAUAUUCUAUUUGGCUUGAUAGCAAAUUACGACUUAAUGCUGACCCUAUGCUGAUCAUAGAACCCAAAAAUUCUUCUGCCAAGCUGUGCGUGCAAUUGUCGUACCGGAAGGGUCAUUUAUUAUCAGGUGACUUAAUCCUGAUGAACAAUUCUAUUUACAUAUGUUCAAGGACUGCAAACGAAGAGCAAUAA
Molecule: messenger RNA, 375 nt
Organism: Fraxinus pennsylvanica
Lineage: Eukaryota; Viridiplantae; Streptophyta; Magnoliopsida; Lamiales; Oleaceae
Source: the annotation of a GenBank genome assembly